UCUUCGACUCUCCCCCCUCCCCUCGCACGCAAUCGCCAAUCUCAACUUCCCCCAAAUCCAGCGCGACCACAACCCCAAAUCCACCACCGGCGGCGGGCGGCCGACGCCGGCACACCUCCGUCCGGCCGUCCCUUCUUCCCAUCUGGUGCCUCUGGUCCCGUCUCCCUUGACCUGCUCCUUGUGCGACUCGUCUCCACUCCUCCCUCAAGAUCGCGAGGCGAGCGACGGCCGGCCAAGUUGCGAGUACAGGCGAGGCUGGUGACGCACGCACAUGCUAGGCUUGUAGGAGCAGCUGCCGGCGAUCAUCUGCAUCUACCCGACCAUCAAGGAGCAUGGCCGUGACAACGACGAGUCUUUUCUUGUUCUCACUCUUGCUGCCGUGGCCUUGUUUUGUCCCUGGUAUACUUCUCAACUCGACAUGAAGAAUGCUGUUCUUGACGACGAGCUGUAUGAGGUGGUGUGCAUGCAGUCACCACUCUGGUAUUCUAUUCAGACACGGCUUAGUGCCAUAACUGUGCCGCUUAGUUUGGUGCACUACAAUGGAGAUUGACAGUCUAAGAGAGGCCUUUGAACGAGUUGUCGAAAAACGUACCUUAUCUUCUACCAAAGUUCAGGAAGCUAUUGAUCAGAUAGUGAAUGAAGUUACGCAGGCAAUAUCGAAGAUACAGAUGAUGAAUACAGAUUCCAUGGACAGUUGUGACCAUUCACACAUCCUUGCAGAACUGAAGGCCAAGCUGAACGAAGUGGCGCCAUUGAACCAGCUUGAAGGGUGUCAAAAGGAAUUGAAUGUUGCUCUGAGCAAAUAUCUCAAGCUCCUUGAGAAGUCUUUUAAUCCAGAUAUAUCAAAGGCAUAUAGAAAUGUGGAUUUUGAGACUUCCACAAUAAACAACAUAAUAGCAAAUCAUUUCUACCGCCAGGGCCUCUUUGAUCUCGGAGACUCCUUUGUCCAUGAGUGUGCUGAGUCAGAUCGGUCUUACCUGAAAUCAUCGUUUCAAGAGAUGUAUGGAAUCCUUGAAGCGAUGCAAGCAAGAAACCUUGAGCCUGCACUCAGUUGGGCUGCCAAGAACCAUGAUCAGCUGUUGCAGAAUAGCUCAAUGCUUGAGCUGAAGCUCCAUUCUCUUCAGUUUGUUGAGAUACUUAUUAAUAAAGGAAGUAAAGCCGAGGCUUUACAAUAUGCAAGGACUCACCUGGGGCCCUUUGGCUUCAUGCACGAGGCGGAGAUCCCGAGGCUGAUGGCUUGCCUUAUCUGGGACCGGCUUGAUCAGUCCCCAUAUGCCGAGUUUGUGUCAUCGACGCAAUGGGAGAAGCUAUCUGAGGAGCUAAUCCAUCAGUUCUGCAGCAUCUUGGGACAGUCUAGCGACAGCCCACUUAAUGUAGCUAUAUCAGCUGGUUUUCAAGGACUGCCGACCUUGUUGAAGCUAACCAUGGUAAUGGCUGCCAAAAAGCAGGAGUGGCAGGCCAUGAAACAGCUUCCAGUCCCCAUAGACAUUGGACCAGAGUUCCAGUACCACUCUGUGUUUGUAUGCCCAGUGCUGAGAGAGCAGUCAAGUGACGAGAACCCUCCGAUGCUGAUGCCCUGUGGACACGCUGUAUCGAAGCAAUCAAUCAUGAAGCUGUCAAAGAGCAGCUCCAGAACUUUCAAGUGCCCUUACUGCCCCUCCGAGGCGGUAGCUUCGCAGUGCAAGCAGCUUCGUUUCUAGAUUGUUUCAUCUUUUUCCAGAUCAAAAUCUUUUAUACAAGUGGUUUCUUCAUGUUUUCUGUUCCACCCAUCCAAUAACUUUUUUCUGUAAUAUAAUCACCUGUAUCUUUAUUGAAUCCUGAAUGUUAAUCUGUACAGUAGCAAAACCCAGUCUGUUGCUAAAAUAUCUACUGAACACGAAAAUCUAAUAUUGUUUACUGUUCUUCUCUGAA
Messenger RNA from Lolium perenne, 1911 nucleotides. RefSeq names its product protein RMD5 homolog. Gene Ontology annotation, biological process: proteasome-mediated ubiquitin-dependent protein catabolic process. The record is from RefSeq and is a predicted model, not a curated record. Gene Ontology annotation, molecular function: ubiquitin protein ligase activity; protein binding. Gene Ontology annotation, cellular component: nucleus; cytoplasm; GID complex. NCBI's taxonomy places the organism in Eukaryota, Viridiplantae, Streptophyta, Magnoliopsida, Poales, Poaceae.